Messenger RNA from Acipenser ruthenus (sterlet), 3561 nucleotides. Its product is annotated as chemerin-like receptor 1. Gene Ontology annotation, biological process: positive regulation of cytosolic calcium ion concentration; inflammatory response; phospholipase C-activating G protein-coupled receptor signaling pathway. Gene Ontology annotation, molecular function: G protein-coupled receptor activity; complement receptor activity. The coding region runs from base 185 to 1240 and encodes 351 amino acids. Gene Ontology annotation, cellular component: plasma membrane. The transcript has 2 exons. The record is from RefSeq and is a predicted model, not a curated record. NCBI's taxonomy places the organism in Eukaryota, Metazoa, Chordata, Actinopteri, Acipenseriformes, Acipenseridae.
UUCGCAAGAAGCAACAGGGAGCAGCCUGGAUGAUUUCUAAUAUUCUGAGCACCAUUUAGGGAGAUGUAACUUUAAAUCUCCAAACACUGUCUUUCAUCUAUUUUGUUAAGAAUAGGAAAACUUUUUUAAAAAAUAUUUGUAAAUAGCUUUUUUAUUAGUCUAAACAAGAAAGUACAAAAAAAGCAUGGAGAUGGAGACCGACAAUCAAACAGAAUAUUAUUAUGAAUAUGAGUAUGAAGAGGAGAUUGAUCUGGAAUCGCUACACAUCCUCUCCAUUGUGCUUUACUCAAUUGCCUUCAUUCUGGGAACGUCAGGAAAUGGCCUGGUCAUCUGGAUUACCGGUUUCAAAAUGAAGACGUCUGUCAACACCAUUUGGUUUCUAAAUCUGGCCAUGGCUGAUUUCAUCUUCACCUUCUUCCUGCCUCUCAGCAUUGCCUACACUGCCAUGGGCUUCGUAUGGCCCUUUGGCUGGUUUCUGUGCAAACUCAACUCCUUCAUAAUGGUCCUGACGAUGUACAGCAGUGUCUUCAUCCUGACGGCCAUCAGCAUGGACCGCUGCCUCUCAGUAGUGGCUGCCGUUUGGGCGCAAAACCACCGCACGCCCAGGAAGGCUUGGUUCACUUGUCUGAUACUAUGGGCAUUGGCUGGGGUAUUUAGCUCUCCAUAUUUGAAGUUCCGGGAUGUGAUCAAAAUCAAUGAAACAAUACAAAGAUGUUCCUACAGCUUUGGCAAUGGUACAGCUAUGCAUGCAUACACACAUAAGGCUCUGACCAUUACACGUUUCCUAUUUGCUUUCCUGCUUCCCAUAAUCGUUAUCAUCUCUUGCUACACUGCCAUCGGUUACAGAUACAGCACCAUCCAUCGCAAGAGAUCCUUCAAACCCUUCAAGGUGAUUGUUGCAGUCAUUGUGACCUUUUUCAUCUGUUGGAUUCCCUUCCACAUCUUCCAGAUACUGGAGUUAAAAGCAACGAGUGAAGGGUCUUCCCUUAAGGUGGUCCACGUUGGGAUGCCUGUUGCCACCAGCAUUGCUUUCUUCAACAGCUGUCUUAACCCCAUCCUUUAUGUCUGCAUGUGCCAGGACUUUAAGGAGAAGCUAAAGAAGUCCUUCCUUAAGGUGUUUGAGAACGCCUUUAUUGAAGAGACAACACUGUACCACCUGAGCAGCCGUCGAUCCACUGUCCAAAUGGAGUCUUUAGUUGGGGGGCAGAAGAUUGAUGGGAUCAAUCCUGAACCAAAGUGAUGUCUGUGGUAGCAACACAAUCCAUAUAUAUAUAUAUAUAUAUAUAUAUAUAUAUAUAUAUAUAUAUAUAUAUAUAUAUAUAUAUAUAUACAGCUAUGGUCAAAAGUUUUGCAUCACCUGAAUUUUAGGGUUGAGACAUAAUACUAUGAACAUAAUUUAGAUAUUUUAUUCAACAUCAUAUAAUCAAAGAAACUACAAAAUGAUUUCAUGUUAGAUUUCAAAAUGUCACAUUUUUCAUUUUUUGUCAGUUUUUUGUUAAGUAUAUGCAAAACUACAAAGCGGUAUGUAAUUCAAUAUGUUAAUGUAACAUUAUUCAGCCAGUAGUAUUCGACUUAAAGAAGCAAAAUUAGUUAAUUCUAUAGGGUGAUGCUAAACCUUUGGCCAUAGCUGUAUAUAAUUGCUUGAUUCUUACAAGCAGAGUAUUUUACAUUGGCUGGUAUAGAAAUAAUUUGGUCCCUGUGGUUUUGAUCACUAUAUGCGGUUGAUUCUUAUAUCAGUGAUUCUGAUAAACAGACUGCACUGUAUAUAUACCCAAUACCAAAUUGGUGAAGUGUAAUAUAUGGCCCCCCUAUAUCCGAACAGAUGGUGGAAAGACUGAUCAAGUGAUUCUUGCAAUUCUUUUAAGAAGACAGGUCGUAACUGUUUUUAGUGAUGUGAAGUGGUGUGUUUGUGUGGAUAUCCUCCAAUGUCUACAGUCCUCAAGGCGUUGUUCCACCAAGGUUUCCAUUAUGGUCUGUGUAGCUUAUUCUUCUGAGUGGCACGGUGAAUGAUACAUACUAUGUAUAAGAUGUUUAUGUGCCCCCCAAGCCAGUAGCAUGCUCCCAGGCCUUCAUACAACAUUCAAUACAUAUAUUUGGAGUGGUUUGCAGAACAUAUCAUAUUUAGCCUUAUAAGUAACCCAUCUAGCACAGUCUUAAAAUUUCAGCCAAGCCAGAGUAAAUUACCCAUGUUAAAUCCACUGUAUAUAUUAUUAUUAUUUAUUUCUUAGAAGACGCCCUUAUCCAGGGCGACUUACAAUUGUUACAAGAUAUUUUUACAUACAAUUACCCAUUUAUACAGUUGGGUUUUUACUGGAGCAAUCUAGGUAAAGUACCUUGCUCAAGGAUACAGCAGCAGUGUCCCCCCACUGGGGAUUGAACCCACAACCCUCCGGUCAAGAGUCCAGAGCCCUAACCACUACUCCACACUGGUGUUGGGAAACAGAUUUGAAUCGUUGCAGAAAAAAGAUUGAGUUAAGCAGUGAAUCUGGUUCUACUACACCUACAGGAAGAUACAUAAUAUUUAUUUAAUGGAACCUGGGACAAAUUCUGUCUCCAUUUGCAAUGCCAUGGAUAAUGUGAACAGUACUGUUUAGUACAAACUCAGCACCGCCAACUGACCACAGGUCUUUAGUUUAUGGAUUAUGGAGAUUUAACAGAUACGAGUAUCGUAUCAAACCUUGUUAUGUAAAAUUGACAAAACAUGUAAUUGUGUUCAAAUUGGGUUGGAUUAGUUAGUCAUCCUAAAGAUCCCUCAUAAGAGAUGUAUGGUUAGAUGUAUUAGUGGGAAUGCUAUUUGGGUUCAAUGGGGUGUUUCAAUGUUCAGGUAUGGGAAUGUAUCCGAGGGCCAGAAUGAUUGUUUUAAGAGUAAUAUUCUCACUGUUUAACUAUUCAACCAUUUCAGCACUUCCCUCGUGCAAUGUUCCUCCAAUGGUACAGUACAGCAGGUGAUUUUGGAGAGGAAUUACAUUUUGUUUAUUACUGGUUAUCAUCAUAUGAAAUGCUUUGUGUUUUCUCUGAUAUAUAAAUAGCUUGCUGCUCCGGCUUCUGCUGCCAUCUCUAUUUUUCCAUACCAGGUUCAUUUAUAAUUUAGAAAAUACUGUUGGCUAGUUUCACAGGCUCCUACUGGCCAUAGUCUUGGACUACCUAAUGUUAUAUUAUGUAAGGUAGUCUGAUAUUAGUGCUGAUCAUGGUCUGUGAAAUCAACCAUAAAAGAAAUCUCAAUAAAUUAAAUUAAUGAGAAAGUGUCAGUGAAACUGACCUCACUUGACUUGGUGUAAGUAACAAUUUUCUGGUCAAGACAUUGACACACAGAGGUAAGCCAGCAAUUAGCUUUGCAUGCAAGGGUACUGUCUAACGAGAAGGCAUUUUGGAGUGCAUUUGAGAAGCAUCAAGAUCCUCCAUGAACACGCACCAGCGUCGUGAUUGGUAUCUGAUAUCAUUGCUUAAUUUCGGUUAAUAACUAGUGGCCUCAUGUGUAUAAUGAUAAUGAUUAUUCUGUAAAAGUGUAACUUUUGAUUAUUGGAAUCAAUAAAAAAAAAUACUUUUUAAAUUCUGCUUAAA